AUGAUCUCUACAACAUAUGCAAUUUUAGCAUUUUGCUUUAUGUAUGUAAAAUUCGUCCAUUCUAGUGACACUGAUUUUACAAAGGAAACAGAAACAACUGAAUGCCGACCAGGAUACACUGGAGAGAACUGUGGUAUCCCGUGUCGACAUCCCAGCUACGGUCCAGCUUGUCAGGAGAGAUGUCAUUGUACAGAAAUAAAAUGUGACCACGUCACAGGGUGUAAAGUAUGUCCGAUUGGUUAUACUGGUGAUAGAUGUGAACUCCCGUGUCGAUUUCCAACUUAUGGUGAUCUUUGUCAGAUGGAGUGCAGUUGUGCUGAGGAAUUUUGUAAUUUUACUUACGGAUGUUCACCUGGCAGCACAAAUGGCAAGUUAUUCACAUUUGUUAUUUGA
This is a messenger RNA of Ostrea edulis (European flat oyster), 393 nucleotides long. Its product is annotated as protein draper-like. NCBI's taxonomy places the organism in Eukaryota, Metazoa, Mollusca, Bivalvia, Ostreida, Ostreidae. Gene Ontology annotation, molecular function: scavenger receptor activity. The record is from RefSeq and is a predicted model, not a curated record. The transcript has 4 exons. Bases 1 to 393 code for a protein of 130 amino acids.